AUGUCCUCCUCUUCCUCCUCCUCCUUGCCACCAUGUCUACCAGCAGCCCAGGACACGCCAUGGCACACGUUUCUCGAUCUCUACCGUCAUCCUGUCCACUGGGCCGCGGAGCAACGCGUCGAGUACGACGACAAGGAGGUCAAGUCGGUCGUCCCCACUCUUGCCCGCAGCGUGACCCUCGCGGACAACGGUAGAUUACUGCGACUGCGCUUUCCCAAGACCUGGUCGUUCCACGGCUUCGAGCAGCUCAUGACCGACUUGCGCGAGAGUAAGCGCACCGUUGGCGACCUCGUCCACCUCCACACACGCUCCACACAUGCGCCGCAUGGCACCGUCUCGCGAACACGCCCGGCCCUCGAGCAUGAGGCAUCGCUCCAGCAGCGCGUCGUGACCGACUUGGAACUGUUGCUUGGCGAGCUGUUUGCCACGUCUCGGCCUCCCCGUAUCCAAGUACAGGCAGGCCGCUCGUACCAGCACUGGGACGGCAAGACGCAUACUGCCUGGGCGGACAUCCUUGUGUCGAGGGGUGAAGAUCGCGAGACUGCGGACAAUGGCGAGACUGUCCCUGGCAACGCCGCAGUCACAGCCGUAGCCUGUGUCGAGUUGAAGACCGCGGCCAGAUUAUCGCCGGUGGUCCGGCUGCGCGAGCUCAAGGGGCAGCAGGUCGAGGUACGACAAGCCCGGGACCGAACAGACGUCGAGUACACCUGCAUCACCAGCGGCGACCAACGGAAGGCCCUCCCUCAAGCACUCGUCAACAGCCUGAGCAAGGUCUUGCAAGGACCCGCCUAUGCCUGGGUAUGGGGCUGCCGCGACGCCUGCAUGUCCGACGGCGAGUCGUUCCUCGUCACCCGAAACGGGCUCACGGUUCACGACGCGACGCUCAACCAGGACACUACCACUGCCUCGCCCAUCAUUGCAGUCGGAGUGGACCCUCUGGGUCAUGGGGACUCUGGUGCAGAUGACCCAGGCGCGGGCAGCCUCGCCGAGCUGCACGACAAUGCCGAGGACCGUGAGACGCUCGACUUGGUGCGCGAGUUGGUGGAACCAAACGUGGUCGUCACCCCGCGUUCUCUCUUUGCGGUGCUGGCAGGCAACGCAUUCCAGGCCAAUACCAAGCCUGGAGAUGUUGCCUUAAGUGGCUGGCCCGACCCCAUGCGCCCGCCGACGCCGACCCCCCAGAAACAGAGGGUCGAGUUUGCCAACCUCCGACCGCGGGGCGCUGACAGGCGUGUGCAGACGAUGCACGCGGAACCAGCGUCGCCGUCACCGAAGCACACGCGGUAG
This is a messenger RNA of Apiotrichum porosum, 1287 nucleotides long. RefSeq lists its product as uncharacterized. The record is from RefSeq and is a predicted model, not a curated record. NCBI's taxonomy places the organism in Eukaryota, Fungi, Basidiomycota, Tremellomycetes, Trichosporonales, Trichosporonaceae. The transcript has 2 exons. Bases 1 to 1287 code for a protein of 428 amino acids.